This is a messenger RNA of Miscanthus lutarioriparius, 1437 nucleotides long. The record is from the annotation of a GenBank genome assembly. NCBI's taxonomy places the organism in Eukaryota, Viridiplantae, Streptophyta, Magnoliopsida, Poales, Poaceae.
AUGGCGACGACGGCGGUUUCAGCCUCUCCGGCAAGCUCUGGCGGCGUCGUCCGCCGGCGGCGCGUGCUGAUGUUCCCGCUGCCGUUCCAGGGCCACCUGAACCCGAUGCUGCAGCUGGCCGGGGUGCUGCACGCGCGGGGCGGCCUGGACAUCACCGUCUUCCACGGCACCUUCAACGCGCCCGACCCGGCGCGCCACCCUCCGGAGUACCGCUUCGUCCCCGUCGGCGAGGGCGUGGCGUGGGCCGACCUCGUCCCGUCCGGCGGCGGCGGGGACGCGGACGACGACAUCCCCGGCGCGCUGCUGCGGAUCAACGAGCGCCUGCGGGAGCCGUUCCGGGACCGCCUGCGCCAGGCUCUCGCCCUCGCCGAGGACGACGCCGCGCCGCCGCCGGCGUGCCUGGUGCUGGACUCCAACCUGCGCGAAAUGCAGCUGGUGGCCCAGGAGCUCGGCGUGCCCACGCUCGUGCUGCGCACCGGCGCCGCCGCUUGCCUCGUCGCCUACAUGGCGUUCCCGGCGCUCUGUGACAAGGGCCUCCUCCCGCCGACAUCGAAAGAUAAGUCCCAGUUGGACAUGCCAUUAGAUGAUCUUACACCACUACGACUAAGAGACAUGGUGUUCUCGUCCGCUGCUACACCUGCUAAUAUGAAAAAAUGCCUAAAAUGUUUAGUGGAUGCAGCAAGGAGUUCUUCUGGUGUCAUACUUAACACCUUCCGAGACCUUGAGAAUUCUGAUCUUGAAAAGAUUGCCAAUGGCAUCGCAGUUCCAAUAUAUCCUAUUGGGCCACUUCACAAGAUUUCUUCAGGCACUGCUGACAGCUUGUUAGCACAAGAUUGGGCUUGUUUAGAGUGGUUGGACAAGCAAGAGGUAGACUCUGUUCUUUAUGUAAGCUUUGGGAGCUUGGCAUGUAUAGAUGAAAAGGAACUGUUGGAGAUAGCAUGGGGCUUGGCCAACAGUCAAGUGCCAUUUCUGUGGGUUAUUCGUCAUAACUUGGUCAAAUCCUCCUCUAAUGACGUGAGCCUUCCUGAUGGCUUUAAGGAGGAGACACAUGGAAGGGGAAUGGUGGUGCCAUGGGUUCCACAACAAGAAGUUUUAAGACACCAUGCAAUUGGUGGAUUUUGGACUCAUAAUGGAUGGAACUCAACUCUAGAGAGCAUUUGUGAAGGUGUCCCGAUGAUAUGUAGACCCCAAUUUGCUGAUCAGAUGAUAAAUAUGAGGUACGUCCAAGACGUGUGGAAGAUAGGGUUUGAGCUAGAUGGUGACUUAGAGAGGGGGAAGAUCGAGAGGGCUGUUACAAAGUUACUUUGUAUGGAAGAAGGAAGGCAUAUGAGACAGAGGGCCAAGGAUUUAAGGAACAAAGCCAUUAAGUGCAUCAAGGAAGAAGGCACCUCUAAGUCUGCAAUUGAGCUAUUGGUAAAUCACAUAAUGUCAUUUUAG